This is a messenger RNA of Sciurus carolinensis (gray squirrel), 3748 nucleotides long. RefSeq names its product potassium channel tetramerization domain containing 7 (gene Kctd7). Gene Ontology annotation, molecular function: protein binding. Gene Ontology annotation, biological process: protein homooligomerization. The record is from RefSeq and is a predicted model, not a curated record. The coding region runs from base 341 to 1210 and encodes 289 amino acids. The transcript has 4 exons. NCBI's taxonomy places the organism in Eukaryota, Metazoa, Chordata, Mammalia, Rodentia, Sciuridae.
CCCGUCCCCGAGCGCGCGCCCGCGCCCGGAGCACCAAUCGCAGUGGCGCAGGCCGGCAGGCCGGCGCCCAUAGGCCACGCCCGCGCAGGCCUCACGCGCUGCCGCCACGACUGGGCAAGCUGGCUGCCAAUCAGGGCGGAGCCGCCGUGGCCUCAGCCAAUGGCAGGAGGCGGCCGGGGGUCGGCGACCGGGGCCGCUCUGUCAGCCACCGCCCUCGGCCCGCACAGGUCCCGCCGCUCCCCCACGCCACGGCCGCGUCAUGCCCCACGCUGCCCGGCGCUAGAGCCCGGGCCGCCGCCCUCCCCGCCCGCAGCCGCGCCCACCGCCCAGAGCCAGAGGGAUGGUGGUAGUCACGGGGCGGGAGCCAGACAGCCGUCGCCCGGACGGUGCCAUGUCUAGCUCCGACGCCGAGGACGACUUCCUGGAGCCGGCCACGCCGACGGCCACGCAGGCGGGCCACGCGCUGCCGCUGCUGCCGCAGGAGUUUCCUGAGGUCGUCCCCCUCAACAUCGGAGGGGCUCACUUCACCACACGCCUGUCCACUCUGCGGCGCUACGAGGACACCAUGCUGGCAGCCAUGUUCAGCGGACGGCAUUACAUCCCCACAGACUCCGAGGGCCGGUACUUCAUCGACCGAGAUGGCACGCACUUUGGAGACGUGCUGAACUUCCUGCGCUCCGGGGACCUGCCGCCGCGGGAGCGCGUGCGGGCCGUGCACAAGGAGGCGCAGUACUACGCCAUCGGGCCGCUGCUGGAGCAGCUGGAGAACAUGCAGCCGCUCAAGGGCGAGAAGGUGCGCCAGGCCUUCCUGGGGCUCAUGCCCUAUUACAAAGACCACUUGGAGCGGAUCGUGGAGAUCGCCCGGCUGCGGGCGGUGCAGCGGAAGGCCCGCUUCGCCAAGCUCAAGGUCUGCGUCUUCAAGGAGGAGAUGCCCGUCACGCCCUACGAGUGCCCCCUGCUCAGCUCCCUGCGCUUCGAGCGCAGCGAGAGCGACGGGCAGCUCUUCGAGCACCACUGUGAGGUGGACGUGUCCUUUGGGCCCUGGGAGGCGGUAGCCGACGUCUACGACCUGCUGCACUGCCUGGUCACGGACCUGUCGGCCCAGGGCCUCACGGUGGACCACCAGUGCAUCGGGGUGUGCGACAAGCACCUGGUCAACCACUACUACUGCAAGCGCCCCAUCUACGAGUUCAAGAUCACCUGGUGGUGAGCCCAGGAAGGGCGCCCCGACCCCGGAGCACCGCGUCCUGAGGCACAGCUCCAAGGGCCAGGAGGCAGUGCCGCCCCAUCUCAUGGCCGAGGCCCUUAGGGACCCGGGGCUCUCAGGCUGCCUGGGGCUGGUGGGGUCCAGCCAGGGCCUGGGCAGGAAGCUUAGAGGGGCGUGGGCCCCGCCCCACUGGAGAGCGCCUGCGGGUGAGCCGUGGCUGCGUGGGCGCGCUGGCCUGGGGCUGGGCCGCGCAGGGGGAGGGGUGGGCUGGAGUCCUCAGAACGCUCUGGCCGCCUCUUGGAGACGCGGUCCCCGUUGCCAAAGCCACGUACCAGGAUGGCCUUAGAAACCACCGUUGACAGCCCGCCUGCCGGCUCCCCGCCCUCCACGGCUGCCAGGCCAGUGGCAGAUGCCUGUCUUCUGCUAACCAGGACAGCGGCUGCUGCUGCGGCUGUGUCUGUGCCCGGCCCCUUGAGCUGCUCCCCGGGAGGGACCUUCCAUACCUGUUGCUUUUCCCGCCGCGGCUCUGCGGCUGCUCUGCAGAGGUGCAGGAGGGACUGCCUCCACCGACCUUCCACCUGUCGGAAGAGAAGAGCCCUCAGCAGCCUCUGCCCCUGUGUUUCAGUAUCACCCUGUCUGCAACCUGGGGCCACUGGCCAGGCAUGGACUGUGUCCUCCAGGGACAUGUCCUUGCCGCCUCUACUCCUGGGUAAUCAUGGUGUCCUGGACGAUUCAGGGUGAUACCAAAAGGAGCUCUUUUUCACAUAUAAAGAAUUGAGCCAGGCGGUGGGGUGUGCCUGUGGUCCCCACUACUUGGGAGGCUGAGGUGGGAGGACAGCUUGAGGCCACAAGUUCAAGAUCAGUCUGGGAAACUAAGAAAGACUCUGUCUCAAAAACAAAAAACAACUGAGAAGGAGAGCACCUAAAUCAUCCCGGUCGCCUGUGGGGCGUGGAGCUGGCCAUGUUCGUCUGGGAAGAGGGCCAUACCUCGGGACUUGGCCGAAGUCCUUCAUGGGCAGAGGCCGCGGCCUCCUGAGCCCUGUGGGAGGAGGUUCAGGGAGUGGUUUGCCUUCACUGUCGCUUUGGGGUGGGUGGGACCAAAGGAGACGGGGGUCUAGAGGUGAGGGGUGUCUCGAGAACACCGCUGGUCUCAGCUCAGAAGCAGAGUCCUGCGGCGUGGCUGGCGUGCUCUGGCAGGAAGGCCAUCCACUUGAUGGUGCUCCCUGCUGCUGCCUGCGCUGCUCUUGGAUGGACAGAGGUGGCACCUCAGGAGUGGGCAGAGGGCUGGCAGCAGGCCCUUGGCUUCCCACGCUGGGGGGUGCUUGGGGAGGACACUUGUCCAGUUGAUGCCUGCGUAGAGGCGGGUCGAUACUGUCUCUCUGGUUCCUGCUGGAGCUGCCUGUGUCCCCAGCCCUCCUGCUGUGCCCAGGGGUGAGUCCUCUGCCACCGCAGGGGUUUGGGGGCGAGCUCUGGGCACACUGGGCAGCCAGCCUGAUGCUCCUCCACAGAGGGCUGUCCCUGCCCUGCAGGGUCUGAGCCAACCUCAGCCUCCUGGGCCCUGCGAUCCUCCCUCCUCAGCCUCCUAGUGCAGGACUGCAGGAACGCCGUGCCCCUGCCUUUACUCUUGUGUUUUGCUGGGUGUUGAAGGGCAUGGGGCAGACCCUGUGCUGAUCUUCGUCAGACAUACCUUGGUUUCUUUUUCCAUAAACAACAAAACCUUUGUUUUCUUUUAACCAGUGACCUUUCUACCUUUUUGUGGCAACAAGGACUUUUACUGAUGCUGAGAAGCAUCUUUACUGAGGUUCCUCGUUUAGCUAGUGGGGUGUGUUGCUGGAUGUUCCCCUGUGCCUCCUCUGACCUCCAGGCGCUUCUGAGUGAAGGAGUCGGGGCCCAGCGUGGCCUUCUCUGUGGGAAGCCAGGGCCAGUGACCCCGCCCUGGUGUGGUGGUGUGCAGUGGCCGUCUGGGAAAGCCACAUCUCCCAGGCCAUGCCUGCGACUGCAGAGGCCAGGAGGGGUGGGCAGGACGGCUCCCAGGGCCCAGGUGGCCCUCACCAGAAGGGUGUGUUCUCUGGAGAGAGGGACGGGAGCUGCCCUUCUCUGACUUGGUGAGGGUGUGAGGGGCAGCACCUGGUGACCUUACGGUGCGGCGCCAGCUGUGAUGAGAUCCAAUGCCAGAUACUCACCAGGCCCUCCAGACGGCCAGCCGUGCUCUGGGCUGCGGUCGUCCUGGGUGUGCCGAGCGCUGGGCCUCAGGCCAAGGGGUCUUCCUGCUCUGGUGCCUUGCUGGAGGGCUGGGAAGGACCUUAACCAGAGCGGUGGGGUGAGCGCAGUGUGGGUUAGGGGGCUGAGACAGAGCAGGGACCAGCAGCUCAGCGCUGCCUCCCAGGGCAUCCUGCCCACCUGAUUCUGAUGUAAGGGUGCUACUGUGUGAAGAUGACGCACAUCUCAUUGUCCUUAAAAGAAAGAGGUUUUGGGGCUGGGGAUAUAGCUCAGUUGGUAGAGUGCCUGCCUCACAAGCACAAGGCCCUGGGUUCGAUCCCC